AAUCCCAGUCUUAGAACAUUGUUCUCAAUUAGAAUUCGUUUUCAUUUACUUUUAUCAAGUCGCAUUUGCGUUUGCCUUUUGUUUACGACAGAUUGCACUUGGGGCAGGGGGCCAACAAGAUUGUUGAUUAUGCAGAAAAUAAAGUAAAACCACAAGAAAAAAGAAAUGAAAAGAAAAGUGUGACAACCACCACAUUCAUACGAAAUAAAACAAAACAAGUUUAAACGCUCCAGCAGCGAAUAUCGCGUCCAAUUUGUUGACUGUUGGCACCUGCAUGAACUUCAUUAAGCAAUUCGCAUUGCAGCCGAGCAGACGCAUUGCAGCGCCUCCCAGCGGACAAAAAUUGUGGGCGACACAGAAACUGGGCAACAGUAAACGAAUGGCUAGCUUGGACAAUUCCGUCCACUCGGCGGGCAUUGAGGAGGUGCAUAAUGUGCCAAUGAGCGUUAUUAAACGGCCGAUACCCUCCGUCCUAGAUGAGAUGAAAGUUCAAUCACUCAUGGCCACCAUUGAUGCGGAAACUAACGCGGAUGAUGUGCCGCCAGUUGACAUCUUAUGGAUUACCGGUAGCGAAGGCGGCAACUAUUAUUUCAGCUUUGGUGGCUGCCAUCGCUUCGAGGCACACAAACGGCUCAAUCGGGAAACCAUAAAAGCAAAACUAGUCCGAUCCACAUUAGGUGAUCUUUAUCACUACAUGGGCUCCAGUGCGCCGAAGUAUUUGGCCUAGUUUCAUUGCUUGCUUUUUUGUUAUUUUUUUCUAAACUGUUUACAAACGCCUUUGAUAUGCGU
Messenger RNA from Drosophila hydei, 789 nucleotides. It is a transcript of the gene Srx, whose product is annotated as putative sulfiredoxin. Gene Ontology annotation, molecular function: sulfiredoxin activity. Lineage: Eukaryota; Metazoa; Arthropoda; Insecta; Diptera; Drosophilidae. Gene Ontology annotation, cellular component: cytoplasm. The record is from RefSeq and is a predicted model, not a curated record. The transcript is spliced from 3 exons. The coding region runs from base 275 to 727 and encodes 150 amino acids. Gene Ontology annotation, biological process: cellular response to oxidative stress.